GAAGCGCCGCUGUUCUUAUCUCGAUUCAUUGCCUCGACAUUCCGCGGGUUUCGGCGUCGUAUAUCUCGUUUCGCUCUCUAAGAUCUGUUUUAUUUUUCCUUUCUUUUUUUCGUUGCAAGAACGCGCGUCACUCGGCGCCCCGGCCCGGAAUCACUUCGGGGUCGAGCACUCGGUUGUCCGUCAUCAAACCGGCUGUGAAGACUCCUCGAUCAUGGCUAGUGUCUCCUAUCAAAUAGCAAAUCUGCUGGAGAAGAUGACAUCCAGCGAUAAGGAUUUUAGAUUUAUGGCAACUAAUGAUUUGAUGAGUGAACUACAAAAAGACAGCAUCAAAUUAGAUGACGAUUCUGAACGCAAAGUUGUAAAAAUGCUUCUUAAGUUAUUAGAGGACAAAAAUGGAGAAGUACAGAAUCUUGCUGUUAAAUGUUUGGGUCCGUUAGUUAAUAAGGUAAAAGACUACCAGGUAGAAACUAUUGUGGAUGCCCUGUGUACCAAUAUGGUAUCAGAAAAGGAACAAUUGCGCGAUAUCUCUAGCAUUGGCUUGAAGACUGUUAUUUCUGAGCUUCCUGUAGGUUGUAGCGCAUUAGUUGCAAAUGUUUGUAGACGUGUUACAAGCAAAUUAAGCAGUGCUAUUGAAAAGCAAGAAGAUGUAUCCGUACAGCUUGAAGCCCUCGACAUUGUCGCUGACUUAUUAUCUCGAUUUGGUGCCCUGCUAGUCACAUUUCAUCCUACAAUUCUGAGCGCAUUAUUACCACAACUUUCCUCACAGCGGCAAGCAGUCCGUAAACGCACUAUAGUAGCACUGAGUCAUCUCUUGACAUCUAGCAACAAUUAUUUGUACAACAAAUUGCUAGACCAUCUUCUCGAGGGUCUUCAAACUCAGACGUCAAAGAAUGUUAUACGUACUUAUAUUCAGUGUAUUGCUUCUAUCUGCCGGCAAGCAGGUCACAGAUUCGGCGAACAAAUAGAACGUGUUAUGCCGUUAAUUGUUCAAUAUAGUAAUGAAGAUGAUGAUGAAUUGCGAGAGUAUUGUUUACAGGCAUUUGAGUCUUUUGUUUAUAGAUGUCCGAAAGAAAUUACACCGCAUAUAAAUAAGAUCAUAGAGAUUUGCCUAAUAUAUAUUACAUACGAUCCAAAUUACAAUUACGAUGACGAUGUCAAUGACUUUUCUGAUGGAGAAAGUGCCGCAAUGGAAGUAGAAGAAGAUGGAGAAGAAGACGCGGAAGACGAAUAUUCUGAUGAUGAUGAUAUGAGUUGGAAAGUUCGUAGAGCAGCUGCAAAGUGUUUGGAAGCUGUUGUGUCUAGUAGACGAGAAUUACUAUCAGAUCUUUAUAAGGGAGUCUCCCCUGCAUUAAUUGCAAGAUUUAAAGAAAGAGAAGAGAAUGUUAAAUCAGAUAUUUUCCAUGCAUAUAUUGCUUUAUUGAGACAAACGAGGCCAACUACUGGUGUAGUGCUCGAUCCUGAUGCUAUGGAAGACGAUGAUGGACCUAUUUCAUUGUUGCAACAACAAGUACCAUUAAUAGUAAAAGCAGUUCAUCGUCAGAUGAAGGAAAAGAGCAUCAAAACGAGACAAGAUUGCUUCUCCUUGCUAAAAGAAUUGGUGCUCGUUUUACCUGGCGCUUUAACUAAUCAUAUUCCAGCACUGAUUCCCGGAAUACAAUAUUCCUUGGGAGAUAAAAACUCUUCCUCGAAUAUGAAGAUCGACACUUUAGCCUUCGUACAUACAUUACUAAUGACGCAUCAGCCCGAAGCUUUUCAUGUUCAUAUGCCUGUUUUGGCACCUCCAAUUAUAUUAGCUGUGGGAGAUUCAUUUUACAAAAUUGCUGCCGAAGCAUUGCUCGUUUUACAACAGCUUGUACAAGUUAUCAGACCUCAUGAUAAACCUUUUUAUCGUGGUUUCACUUCAUUAUCCAAUGAAAUAUAUCAUUGCACUUUAAUGAGGCUCAAAACAGCUGAUAUCGAUCAAGAAGUAAAGGAAAGAGCCAUCGCCUGUAUGGGACAGAUUCUUGCACAUUUCGGAGAUACUUUGUCAGACAAGUUACAUGUAUGCCUGCCUAUUUUCCUAGAUAGGUUGCGCAACGAGAUAACAAGGCUUACCACUGUUAAAGCUCUGACUUGCAUUGCCGCAUCUCCUCUAAGAGUCGAUUUGAAACCGAUUAUGGAAGAAGCAAUACCUAUUCUUGGAUCUUUCUUAAGGAAAAAUCAACGAGCUUUAAAACUCUCUUCUCUCCCUCUUUUGGAUACAUUAGUAUGCAAUUAUAGCUCAUCUUUGCAUCCGGACUUACUUGACAAGGUUACUACAGAAUUACCUGCGUUACUAAACGAGUCAGAUCUGCACAUUGCACAAUUAACAUUGAAUCUUCUGACUACGAUAGCAAAAUUACAUCCAGCUGCUCUUACCAGGAUUUCCGAACAUAUCUUGCCAGAAAUACUCACCUUAGUAAAAUCGCCGCUUCUUCAAGGUGUCGCAUUAAAUUCGAUGCUCGAAUUUUUCCAAGCUUUAGUUCAAGCGAAUCUGCCAGGUCUGGGCUAUAGAGAUCUUCUCGCAAUGUUAAUAGUUCCAGUUACUUCUUCCCUACUUCAUAAACAGGCUUAUCAUUCGUUGGCUAAAUGUGCAGCUGCAUUAACAAUCACAUGGCAUAAUGAAGCGCAGUGUAUUGUGCAACAAUUAUUAAAAGACGUUCAGAAUCCAUCAAAAGAUGUUCAAAACGUCGCACAACAUAUAUUUGCCUUGCUUGUCAUUGGAGAGAUAGGAAGACAUGUAGAUUUAAGUGGAAUUAAUUCAUUGAAACAUACGAUUCUAAAUUCAUUCUCAUCUUCAUCAGAAGAAGUUAAGUCUGCAGCUAGUUAUACACUAGGAAAUAUCGCAAUUGGUAAUCUUCCUGAAUAUUUGCCUUUCAUACUUCAAGAGAUCGAAGCACAGCCGAAACGUCAAUACCUUUUAUUGCAUUCAUUGAAAGAGAUCAUCACGAGUCAAUCAGCCAGUCCAUCCGGCGUCUCACAUUUGCAGAAUUUUGUGCCUUCGAUUUGGAUGCUUUUGUACAGGCACUGUGAAUGCACAGAGGAGGGUACUCGUAAUGUUGUAGCUGAAUGUCUCGGUAAAUUGACUUUAAUCGAUCCUGCUACUCUUUUACCGAGACUGCAGGAAUCGCUCAAAUCGCCAUCGGCUCUUAUGAGAACAACGACAGUUACUGCUGUUAAAUUUACUAUUUCCGAUCAGGUAUUUUAUAAUUCUUGUAUGCAGAAAGAGCUGAUCAGAGAAGUUGAGAUGGGUCCUUUUAAGCACACGGUGGACGAUGGAUUGGAUCUUCGUAAGGCAGCGUUCGAAUGCAUGUAUACGUUAUUGGAUUCAUGUCUCGACAGAUUGGAUGUCUUUGAAUUUUUAAAUCAUGUGGAAAAUGGUCUUAGGGAUCAUUAUGAUAUUAAGAUGCUGACUUAUCUUAUGACUGCACGACUUGCGCAAUUGUGUCCGACUGCAGUCUUACAAAGAUUGGAACGAUUAGUUGAGCCCCUCAAGACUACUUGCACAAUGAAAGUAAAAGCAAAUUCGGUGAAGCAGGAGUAUGAGAAGCAAGACGAACUGAAACGCUCUGCGCUAAGAGCCGUUGCGGCAUUAUUAACUAUUCCUGAUGCAGAUAAAAAUCCAUCAUUAAGUGAAUUUGUUGGACAGAUUAAAGCUACACCAGAAUUGCAGCCACUCUUCGAGAUAAUACAAAAGGAUUGCACCGGCAAUAAUAUGAAUGAAGCAAACGCGAUGGAUCAGAGUUAAGGAUUAUCAACUUAAUUCUUUUUUUGUAUCUCAUAUAAAUGAACGUGGAUUAAGCGCAUUCGUGAUCAUACUUUAUCCAUAGUUUAUUUCUAUACAUUAUUUUUUCAUCACUAUAUCUUCGAUUUAUGAAAGUAGUUUCUAAUAAAUGUGAGUUAAUGUAGCACGCCAUGUAUAAAUUUUAAAAUAAAUUUACCGGCAAUAAUCA
Molecule: messenger RNA, 3971 nt
Organism: Pogonomyrmex barbatus (red harvester ant)
Lineage: Eukaryota; Metazoa; Arthropoda; Insecta; Hymenoptera; Formicidae
Gene: Cand1
Product: Cullin-associated and neddylation-dissociated 1
Biological process (GO): SCF complex assembly
Source: RefSeq, a predicted model, not a curated record